AUGGAGGUCUGGAACUCCACCUUGGCAAGCAGCUUCAUAUUGGAGGGCAUUCUCAAUGACAGUGGAUUUCCUGAACUGCUCUGUGCUACAAUCACAGUACUGUACAUCCUGGCCCUGACCAGCAAUGGGCUGCUGCUCCUGCUCAUCACAAUGGACGUGAGGCUCCACGUGCCCAUGUACCUCCUGCUUAGGCAGCUCUCUCUCAUGGACCUCCUUUUCACAACAGUUGUCACACCCAAGGCCAUCAUGGAUUUUCUCCUAGGAGAUAACACCAUCUUCUUUGGAAGCUGUGCCCUGCAGAUGUUCCUGGCACUGACACUUGGUGGAGCAGAGGACCUGCUUCUAGCCUUUAUGGCCUAUGACAGGUAUGUGGCCAUUUGUCAUCCUCUCAACUACACGAUCUUUAUGAGCACAAAAGUCCUUUGGCUCAUGGUGACCACAUCGUGGUUCCUGGCAUCCUUGAGUGCCCUUGUAUAUACAAUUUAUACCAUGCAAUAUCCCUUCUGCAAAGCCCGGGACAUUAGCCAUCUUCUCUGUGAGAUUCCACCUUUGCUGAAGUUGGCCUGUGCAGACACCUCCACCUAUGAACUCUUGGUGUAUGUGAUGGGUGUGACAUUCCUGAUUCCCCCACUUGCUGCCAUUCUGGUCUCUUACACACUGAUUCUCUUCACUGUGCUCCGUAUGCCCUCAAAUGAGGGGAGGAAGAAAGCCCUUCUCACCUGCUCCUCCCACCUGGCUGUGGUUGGGAUGUUUUAUGGGGCUGCCACAUUCAUGUAUGUCCUGCCCAAUUCUUUCCAUAAUCCCAGACAAGACAACAUCAUCUCUGUGUUCUACACAAUUGUCACUCCAGCCCUGAACCCCCUCAUCUACAGUUUGAGAAAUAAGGAGGUCAUGGGGGCCUUGAGGAGGAUCUUGGGAAAACACUUAUUUCCAACACACCCAACUCCCUGA
Molecule: messenger RNA, 951 nt
Organism: Dipodomys spectabilis (banner-tailed kangaroo rat)
Lineage: Eukaryota; Metazoa; Chordata; Mammalia; Rodentia; Heteromyidae
Product: olfactory receptor 2AG1-like
Exons: 1
Coding region: 1-951 (316 amino acids)
Biological process (GO): G protein-coupled receptor signaling pathway
Cellular component (GO): membrane
Molecular function (GO): olfactory receptor activity; G protein-coupled receptor activity
Source: RefSeq, a predicted model, not a curated record